UUUAUUGUAUCAUACUAAAGCAAACCAUUAUUUCGAAAACUUAUGUGGUCUAAUUCAAAUUCAGAAAACCUGUGGGAGAUAAUUGAAAUUUAUGCGAACCACGUUUCGGAAAUCACCAUCAGAAACAUGGCAAAAACGCCAUUUCUUUGUAAAACUUCCCAUUUUUUACAGAAGCUCACAGAUCGAAGGGUUUUGUGUUUUCACUCAGUAAUGCCUCUGGUUCUAGGGUUCUUAGUCUCCAAUUUGAAACUGUAGUGUUCGAUUCAACUCUGUUAAAUUGGAUUCGUGGACUUGGCCAUGUAUUGUGGGUCCAUUGAUGGCGAGAGCCACGAGGCAUCGCAGAGGAAGAUCCCGCCUGCCUCGUCAAUGUUGUGGGUCCGAAAUCUCCGUCAGUACAUCGCGUCCGGUGCCGGACUGGGAUCCGAAGCCCUAAUGGAGCUCGAGACAAAGAGGAUCUUGCUUGAUAUUUUCAAAGAGAAGCAACAAAAAAGUGCUGAAGCUGGCACAAUACCAAGUUUUUAUAAGAAGAAACCUGAAGAAGGCUCAAUCAGUCGCAGGGUCCAAAGAUUGGCAAAAUAUCGGUUUUUAAAGAAGCAAUCAGAUCUUUUGCUUAAUGCUGAUGAUCUGGAUGCAAUGUUGGUUUGCCUGAGAGAAAACUGUGUUAUUGAUGAUGCUACUGGUGCAGAAAAGAUGAAUUACGAAGAUUUUUGCCACAUAGCCUCAGUAUGUACAGAACAAAUAGGCCCCAAAUGCCGACGAUUCUUUAGCCCUUCUAAUUUCAUGAAGUUUGAGAAAGAUGAAUCUGGAAGAAUUGCCAUUUUGCCCUUUUACCUUUAUGUGAUGCGCACAGUUUCGCUUACACAGGCCAGAAUAGAUAUGAGUGAACUUGAUGAGGAUUCAGAUGGUUUCCUGCAGCCUCAUGAAAUGGAGGCUUAUAUACAAGGUCUUAUUCCUAAUUUAGCACAACUACGUGAUAUGCCUGCACAAUUUGUUCAGAUGUACUGCCGCAUUGCUGCACACAAAUUCUUCUUUUUCUGUGAUCCUCAUAGGCGAGGGAAGGCCUGCAUAAAGAAGGUGCUUCUUAGUAAUUGUCUUCAGGAGCUAAUGGAAUUGCACCAGGAAAGUGAGGAAGAAGUCACUGACACUGAACAAGCUGAAAAUUGGUUUUCUUUGACAUCUGCACAACGCAUAUGUGAUAUGUUUCUUGCCCUUGAUAAAGAUAUGAAUGGAACAUUGAGCAAGCAAGAGCUUCGAGAAUAUGCUGACGGGACACUUACUGAAAUUUUUAUUGAAAGAGUGUUUGAUGAGCAUGUUCGUCGUGGCAAAAGUGGAGGAGGACAUGCACGGGAGAUGGAUUUUGAAAGUUUUCUGGACUUUCUUCUGGCCUUAGAAAACAAAGAUACUCCAGAAGGUUUAACAUAUUUAUUUCGUUGUCUUGAUCUUCAUGGUCGGGGAUACCUAACAACGGCUGAUAUUCACUCUCUUUUCAGAGAUGUGCACCAGAAAUGGAUUGAGGGUGGAAACUAUGAAUUAUGCAUCGAGGAUGUUAGGGAUGAAAUUUGGGAUAUGGUUAAGCCAACGGACUCACUCAGGAUCACACUGACGGAUCUGCUAUCUUGUAAACAGGGAGGGACUGUAGCCAGUAUGCUUAUUGAUGUGCGUGGCUUCUGGGCUCAUGAUAAUAGGGAAAAUCUUCUCCAAGAAGAGGAAGAACCAGGAGAAGAAUGACAAUGGUGUGCAAUCUAAAGCCUUUCAUGUGCCAACACCAAAUGGUUUCGUUGCAUGUUUAUUGCGGUCUCUCAAGAUGUAUUAUUUCAUUUGGCUUGUAUCUGUAUCUUGUUAUUUAAUGUGAUGUAAAAAGAUGUAGCAAUUGAUACAUGCUAAUGAAUAAAAUGGCUCCUGUAAUAGACUUUUUUUUGUC
Hevea brasiliensis (rubber tree) is the source of this 1921-nucleotide messenger RNA. Its product is annotated as probable serine/threonine-protein phosphatase 2A regulatory subunit B'' subunit TON2. The transcript is spliced from 12 exons. NCBI's taxonomy places the organism in Eukaryota, Viridiplantae, Streptophyta, Magnoliopsida, Malpighiales, Euphorbiaceae. The coding region runs from base 298 to 1728 and encodes 476 amino acids. Gene Ontology annotation, molecular function: calcium ion binding. The record is from RefSeq and is a predicted model, not a curated record. Gene Ontology annotation, cellular component: centrosome; spindle. Gene Ontology annotation, biological process: microtubule cytoskeleton organization; regulation of dephosphorylation; cortical cytoskeleton organization.